Messenger RNA from Lodderomyces elongisporus, 1344 nucleotides. It is a transcript of the gene RPT1, whose product is annotated as proteasome regulatory particle base subunit. The record is from RefSeq and is a predicted model, not a curated record. The transcript has a single exon. Gene Ontology annotation, molecular function: ATP hydrolysis activity; ATP binding; proteasome-activating activity. The coding region runs from base 1 to 1344 and encodes 447 amino acids. Gene Ontology annotation, biological process: proteasome-mediated ubiquitin-dependent protein catabolic process. Gene Ontology annotation, cellular component: proteasome regulatory particle, base subcomplex. NCBI's taxonomy places the organism in Eukaryota, Fungi, Ascomycota, Pichiomycetes, Serinales, Debaryomycetaceae.
AUGCCACCAAAAGCAGACUGGGAUAAAUAUAUUCCUCCAGCAGAGGAAGAUGAGAAGGAUCAAGAAAAGAUUGUUCCGUUAUCAGAAAGCGACAUUCAAGUCUUGAAGACGUACGGAGCAGCACCAUAUGCUUCUUCCAUCAAGGACAUUGAGAAAGACCUCAAGGAUAUUGAAGAAAGGAUUAAGGAAAGCAUAGGUAUCAAAGAGAGUGACACUGGGUUAGCUCCGCCACAUCUUUGGGAUGUCCUAGGCGAUAAGCAGCGAAUGCAAGAAGAACAAUCGUUACAAGUUGCCAGGUGUACCAAGAUUAUUGAACCAUCACAACAAGCAUUGCCCACUUCAGGUUUACAGAAUGCCGACACAAAGACUAAAUACGUUAUAAACAUCAAACAGAUUGCUAAGUUUGUUGUUGGGUUAGGUGAAAGGGUCUCGCCGACAGAUAUUGAGGAGGGAAUGAGAGUUGGUGUAGAUAGACACAAGUAUGAGAUCCAAUUGCCAUUGCCACCAAGGAUUGACCCUUCUGUUACUAUGAUGACGGUUGAGGAAAAACCCGAUGUGACGUAUAGUGAUGUUGGUGGUUGUAAAGAGCAGAUUGAGAAGUUGAGAGAAGUUGUUGAGUUACCUUUAUUGAGUCCCGAAAGAUUUGUCAAGUUGGGUAUUGAUCCUCCAAAAGGUAUAUUGUUAUACGGUCCACCGGGUACCGGUAAGACACUAUGUGCCAGAGCAGUGGCGAACCGUACAGAUGCUACAUUUAUCAGGGUCAUUGGGUCAGAGUUGGUUCAAAAGUAUGUUGGAGAAGGUGCCAGAAUGGUGAGGGAGCUUUUUGAAAUGGCCAGGACCAAAAAGGCGUGUAUUAUAUUUUUUGAUGAAGUUGAUGCUAUUGGAGGGGCUAGAUUUGAUGAUGGUGCAGGUGGUGAUAAUGAAGUUCAGAGAACAAUGUUGGAGUUGAUUACGCAACUAGAUGGGUUUGAUCCAAGAGGAAACAUUAAGGUGAUGUUUGCCACAAAUAGGCCAAACACAUUAGAUCCUGCAUUGUUAAGACCAGGCCGUAUUGAUAGAAAGGUUGAGUUUUCGCUUCCAGACUUGGAAGGACGUGCCAAUAUUUUCAGGAUCCAUGCCAAGACCAUGAGUGUUGAUAGUGACAUUAGGUGGGAGCUUAUAUCGAGAUUGUGUCCCAAUGCCACUGGUGCCGAAUUGCGUUCGGUGUGUACCGAGGCUGGUAUGUUUGCUAUCAGAGCCAGAAGGAAAGUUGCUACAGAAAAGGAUUUUUUGAAAGCAGUCGACAAAGUCAUUAAAGGCAAUUUGAAAUUCAGUUCCACAAGUGAAUAUAUGCAAUAUAAUUAG